CCAAAAGUUUUCUCUCUCAUUGUUAUAAUUUAUUCUGUUCAUAAUAAUCAAAGGCUGCGUUUCUUCACGAAAGAAGAAGAGAAGCCAGCUCUUCUUCAGCUGCUGGAUUCAUAACUCAUCGAUAUCCCUUGCCUUUCCCAAAAUCUCAAGGGGAUGGCAGCAGGAGAAGAUGUUGACUUGUCAACUUUGAAGUCGCAGCUAUGCCAAACACAUGAAAUCUGGAAGCAGGAAAUGGAACAACGCCAAUCCCAAGUGGACGUGUUGCAAGCAAAACUUAUAGAGGUUAAGGCUUGCAUAGAAGAGUCUGAGGAAGAGUCCAAAAAGGAGUUAGAGGUUCUUUGGCGGAGAGUUAAAACAACUGCGACAUUGUUGACGUACUUGAAAUCUAAAGCAAGACUCAUGGCUGUUCCUCAUUUAGCCCAUACGUCAUGUGGUAUCAAGCAAUUAGAAGGUAUAGGGCUUGUUGACAAAAACGGUGCACCGUUGUCUGCUUGGUCUAAAAAUGUUGAUCUUUCUUCCUUCGACGGUCCGGAUGAAGAGAUUUGGAUUGAAAUAAAAAAGCAACAUGGUUCUUUGGAUGAGCAAGAUGUGGCAUAUAUUGGUGAAAUACUCAAAUCCGUGCAGAUGGUCACGGAUGUGAUGGAAGUUCUUGUUAAAAGAGUUUUACUGGCUGAAUCUGAAACUGCAGUUGAGAAGGAAAAUGUAAGCUUAAGCCAGGAAGAGAUCAAGAAAAAGUCGGUUCAAAUUGAGAACAUGUCUGUGAAGUUGGAGGAGAUGGAAAUGUUUGCUCUUGGUACAAAUAGUAUUCUAAAUGAAAUGAGGCAGAGAGUUGAUGAUUUGGUUGAAGAAACCUCUAGACAGAGGCAACGAGCUGCGGAAAACGAACAGGAGCUGAGUCGUGUGAAGCGGGAAUUUGAGUCCCUUAAAUCGUAUGUCAGCAGUCUCAUUACUGUACGGGAAACACUCCUUUCAUCAGAAAAGCAGUUCCAAACUAUUGAGAGGCUAUUUGAACGAUUAGUCGCUAAAACAACACAAUUAGAGGGUGAAAAAAUGCAGAAAGAGGCAGAAGUCCAGAAGCUUAUGGAAGAAAACGUGAGGCUGACCGCUCUUCUUGACAAGAAAGAGGCCCAACUUCUGGCCAUGAAUGAGCAGUGCAAGGUGAUGGCAUUGAAUGCGUCGAACAUAUAAUUCGGGAGGGACCCGUCUUGUUCUUCUGCGUGCCUGCUGCCUGAUGAAGCCCCUCUUUGCAAAAUCAUUUUGGUUCAAGUCAAAGUUUGCCUGUUGAUGUACCGGAGAGAACAUCUGGGAUUGCGUGAUUCUAGACCCCGAGCUUUAUCUAUUCUCGGAAUUUGGGCCUUUUUCUUUAAAUUCUAACAUUGUGAAUAUCCCCCAUGCAUUGAUUUAGUGCCACAAUCUGUGUUGUUAAACCAAUUCACAGAGGAACAUUUCUGGAAUGAAACUUGGUGUGUUGAUCAGUAUGUUAAAGAGUUCAAUCUCAUAUGUCCUUUGCUAC
Morus notabilis is the source of this 1513-nucleotide messenger RNA. RefSeq lists its product as uncharacterized. NCBI's taxonomy places the organism in Eukaryota, Viridiplantae, Streptophyta, Magnoliopsida, Rosales, Moraceae. The transcript is spliced from 3 exons. The coding region runs from base 154 to 1188 and encodes 344 amino acids. The record is from RefSeq and is a predicted model, not a curated record. Gene Ontology annotation, biological process: negative gravitropism; response to red or far red light.